This is a messenger RNA of Aspergillus welwitschiae, 324 nucleotides long. RefSeq lists its product as uncharacterized. The transcript has 2 exons. The record is from RefSeq and is a predicted model, not a curated record. NCBI's taxonomy places the organism in Eukaryota, Fungi, Ascomycota, Eurotiomycetes, Eurotiales, Aspergillaceae. Bases 83 to 253 code for a protein of 56 amino acids.
CUAGCAUACGCUGCUUUACCAAGUGUGCAUGGAGAAUUAGCUCCCUAUUCCUCCCUUUCUUAGCGAACAGCAGUCGCUCCAUAUGCUAGACAUAACAGGUAAAGAUGUACAGCGCCAUAUUUCUUUUCAUCGAUUAUCCACCAACGCACUGGGCGGAGAAAUCUCUGAAGCGAUGAAGGAACUCCUUAGCGAAUGCGUCUCACGCUUUUACAAAUGCUCCGUUUACCCUGACAAAGGCAUCCAAUGUGGAUAGUUCUCGCUUUGAUAAUGGACAGGAAGCCAAGAAGCCUUUCUCCAACGCUGAGAGAAAUGUCUCUGAAUCAA